This is a messenger RNA of Frankliniella occidentalis (western flower thrips), 2553 nucleotides long. RefSeq names its product QRFP-like peptide receptor. Gene Ontology annotation, molecular function: neuropeptide Y receptor activity. Gene Ontology annotation, cellular component: plasma membrane. Lineage: Eukaryota; Metazoa; Arthropoda; Insecta; Thysanoptera; Thripidae. Gene Ontology annotation, biological process: G protein-coupled receptor signaling pathway. The record is from RefSeq and is a predicted model, not a curated record.
CUCUGCUCUUCCUCCCCAGUCUUCGGCCAGCCGUCGAAGCGCUCACACAGUCCCCGCCCGGUCGCCGCCCGGUCGCCGCCCGGCCCAUAGCCGGUCUCCGCCCCCCGUCACGUUGGCGCGCGCGACUCCUGCGCCCCGUGUUCGCGCUCGCACCGGCCCCGCUCUCACGACUGAGUCUGUGACAACCGAGUGACACGAUAAUUCACUCCCUCCCCCUCGUUGUGACGGGAAGCCUGCGUUUCUGUCUUGCGGCGGUGUGUGAUAAAUCUGUGUGUUCACGUGCUGUGACAACGCCCCCGAGCGUUUGGUGUAGGGAGUUUGUGUUUGUGGGUGUGUGAGAGGAGGGGCCGCCACUCGCCCGGCCCCGCUCGGGUUGCUGCUCGGGGUGCUAAUCGAGGUGCUGCUCGGGGUGCCGCUCGAGGUGCUGCUCGGGGUGCUGCGCGGAGUGCUCGCGACGGUGGGGGCGCCGUCGAGUAGGGAUGUCGCUCCUCAACGUCACCCGCCACCCCGCCAUCGCUACCUCCUUCUUGUUCCACUUUUGGGCAACUAACCUCAAUGACAGCAAACGUGUCAAUUUCACUGGUACCGGUAAAUCAAAGGAUGGUGGCCAGGUGAGGACCGGCCGCUGACGCCAUGGUGUGCGCAGCACCUUGGUCACCGUGGGGCGCGGCCGGGGUCACCAUGGCGCUGCUUGGCGCGGCCGCGGCCGCCGCGCUGCCCACGACGGCGCCGGACCUCCUUCUCCUCGCCACCCCGGGCCUCCUGGACGCCGCCGAGCCGACCGAGGACUUCGGCAUGAACGACGAGUACGGCAACUACACCGAGGCCGACCUGAUCGAGUUCAUGAACCAGUACGACUGGCUCGAGGUGGUGCCCACCAUGACCGUGUACUGCCUCAUCAUGCUCCUGGGGCUGGCGGGCAACGCGCUCAUCAUCUUCACGACGCAGCGCUACCGCCGCAUGCAGUCCACCACCAACGUGUUCCUGUCGUCGCUCGCCGUGGCCGACCUGCUCCUCAUCAUCGUCUGCAUCCCCGUCAAGUUGGCCAAAUUGAUGUCCUUCACCUGGGAGGCGGGUUACUUCCUUUGCAAGUUCGUCCAUUACAUGCAGAACGUGUCUGCCAUGUGUUCGGUGUUCACCCUGACGGCGAUGAGUAUAGAGAGGUACUACGCCAUCAUUCACCCGAUGCGAGUCAAGUACCUGUGCUCGCUCUCUCAGGCCAGGAAGAUCUGCGCGUGCAUCUGGCUGCUGGCCUUCGUCCUCGCCAGCCCCAUCCUGCAGACCUACGUCAUCAAGAUGCUGGUGGCCGUGGUGGUGGUGUUCGUCAUCUGCUGGGCGCCCCUGCUGAUCGAGCACGUGCUCACGUCCUACGGGGUCAUCGCCAAGAACGAGGAGCGCACCGGCGACAAGGUGUGGCUCAAGUACAUGAGCAUCGGCUUCCACCUGCUGUCCUACUUCAACAGCUGCGUGAACCCCAUCGUGUACGGCUUCAUGUCACGGAGCUUCCGGGAGAGCUUCCGCCAGGCUCUGUGCCGCUGCUGCCGCUCGGGGCGGCGGCCCGGGCGGCAGCCCUCCACGAACACGAGGACCACGUCGCUGCGCCUGAACGACACGAGGCAAAGAACUAAAGCCGAGAGGCGUAGAAAAGUGUUUAUUUUCAUUUGCUAAGCCCCCGCCAUGGUUUGGAAAGCCCUGGCAAGCCAAGUAUCCCGUGAUGGGAAGUUAAAACUGCAGUGUCGCGGGGAGGUCGGUGUCCGGAGUGUCGGGUUACUGAUGGCGGCCCGACUGGGCUGCUCCAGAGCGCCACUCGGUGCUCUGGAGGAGUCCAGCCGAGUCCCAGACCGCCUCCAUGUACAUGGCCGCCAGCCGCCACUGCCCCUUCGGCGUCGGCUCCGGGCCCCUUAAGGCCCCCUUCGACUCCCACAACAACCUGCAUCGUGAGAGCUACCGACUGAUCCAGGUGCAAGCGUCCGCAGGCUCCACGGGGGCCCAGGAGCAAGGCCCCCAGAGGCCGCUCACCACCCCCAUCACCACGCGGCCAGACAGUCCGAGCUCCAUUGGUGGACCGACUCAGCUCUGAGCACUUCGUCACGCCCCAGAAAGUGGCCGAUAAUUGCCACAGUGCGAUAUCGAGAAAACGCGAGUCUAACUUUGAAGAUACGUUAAUGAAAACCAAAGACCAUCCAUGUAUAAAGGGUAUAAAGUGGUGUAACUUACGAGUUCACACAACUUCUCUAGUGUAAUCUUUGUGAUCUUACUACUAGUUUAUCAUUCCUCAAAUGUAUGUUGUAAAUAGUAUAAGCAAUCUUAUAUGGAAGUUUCACAAUUUCUUCUGCAGUAUAAAAUCCUCUGCACUUAAGAAUAAAGAUUUGAUAUUGAUAGACAACAAAGUCUAAUUACCCAACAGUAGUUGCUCUAAAAUGUCAGUGUAAAAAUGAAUGUGCCAUUAUAAAUUUUUGUUCAAUGUUGUAUCAGGUGACAAUGUUAAAUUUGUUGGAAAAAGGAAUAUGCAUUGUAACCAGGAAAUAAAAUAAAACAGUGUUUGGAAACGAA